This is a messenger RNA of Exserohilum turcica Et28A, 939 nucleotides long. RefSeq lists its product as uncharacterized. NCBI's taxonomy places the organism in Eukaryota, Fungi, Ascomycota, Dothideomycetes, Pleosporales, Pleosporaceae. The coding region runs from base 1 to 939 and encodes 312 amino acids. The record is from RefSeq and is a predicted model, not a curated record. The transcript has 2 exons. Gene Ontology annotation, cellular component: mitochondrion.
AUGCGCUCUUUGGCGAGAAGUACACGGCCACUGUGCGCGUCGCUUGUGCCUACGAAGCACGCAUGUCGCAUAGGAGCGUUAAAUGCGACUGCACUGCCAACAUGGACGCGCUCCUUUCACGCGUCUGCAAAUUUGAGGGUUGUCGACCUCGCAUAUCGGCUUCAUGAUGACUCCGGCAAAGCCAAAGGUGAUCCAAUUGUCAUGAUACAUGGCUUGUUUGGAAGCAAGAGGAAUAACCAGAGCGUUGGAAAUGCAAUCGCACGUAUCCUCAAACGACCGGUAUACGCCAUUGACACUCGCAAUCACGGAGAUUCGCCCCAUGAGAAAGUACACACGUACACGGCGCUCGCCGAAGAUGUAGAGGCCUUCCUCCAAAAGCACGAGCUGAAGAGUUCGACACUCAUAGGGCACUCCAUGGGCGCAAAGACAAUAAUGGCUAUGGCUCUCAGGAACCCAGAUUGUUGCGCAAAUAUAAUACCCGUCGAUAAUGCUCCCGUAGACGCUGCGCUGUCCAGUGACUUUCCCAAGUAUGCGGAGGGAAUGCAACAUGUGGAGAAAUCGAAACCCAAGAGCCAGAAGGAGGCAGAUAAGCUAAUGGAGCCAUACGCCAAGGAUCUUGCAGUCCGCCAAUUCCUUCUCUCAAACCUCGUUAGAAGCGACCCUGGAGAACCCCUAAGGUUCCGAAUUCCUGUCAACAUCCUCACCAAGGCGUUGAAUAACAUGGCCGACUUCCCCUUUACCAACCCAGAUGAGGCCUCAUUCAACAAGCGUGCGUUGUUUAUCCGCGGAACAAAGAGCCACUAUGUGAGCGACGAGACGCUUCCAAUCAUUGGUCGCUUCUUUCCUAGAUUUGAGUUGGUUGAUAUUGAAGCUGGCCAUUGGGUUACUAGCGAGAAGCCAGAGCAAUUCAUCAAUGGUACAACAUCUGGGUAUACUUGA